This is a messenger RNA of Sphenostylis stenocarpa, 1242 nucleotides long. Lineage: Eukaryota; Viridiplantae; Streptophyta; Magnoliopsida; Fabales; Fabaceae. The record is from the annotation of a GenBank genome assembly.
AUGCUGAGAAUACGAAUCGAUAAUCAUCUGCAGGCCAGGGUAGCACAAUGGCUUUUCCUCCGAAGAUUCUCUCUGUGGUCGAUGAAGAAGGAAGCAGAGUUAGAAUCAGCACUCUCACGCAAUCGACGAUGGGUAGUGAACAACCAGAUAAAGAACAUCAUCCUCCGCUACCCCAACAACGAAAUCCCCAUCGAAACCCUCCAGAAGAAGUUCAAAACCCUGGAUCUCCAAGGCAAAGCCCUCAACUGGCUCUCCAAGUACCCAUGCUGCUUCCAAAUCCACGAUAAUCGCUGCCGUCUCACCAAACGCAUGAUGAACCUCGUCGCACAGGAACACUCCCUCAUCGACUCCCUCCAACCCUUCUUUGCUCGAUGCUUGGCCAAACUCCUCAUGCUAACCCUCCACAACAGACUCACCGUCCUCAAAAUUAACGAAUUCAAACGCAGUUUCGGCUUCCCCGAUGAUUACGUAAUCCGGAUUCUCCCAAACUACCCUAAUUUGUUCCGAAUCGUCAACGAGAGCGGCAGGAGGAGCUCCAUGGCCGUUGAGUUGCUGCAUUGGGACCCUGACCUCGCCGUCUCCGCCGUCGAAGCCUCCGCUGUGAAGCUCGGAACACCGCCACGCUUUUCAUGUUCCUUGCCGUCCAGUUGGGUGAAAUCCUGGGAGAGAUUUCGCGAAUUUGACGAAAUUCCUUACAUUUCCCCGUAUUCGGAUCCUAGAGGUUUGGUGGAGGGGUCCAAGGAAAUGGAGAAGAGGAAUGUUGGUUUGGUGCACGAGUUGUUGUCUUUGACUCUUUGGAAGAAGGCUUCAAUUGUGAAGUUGGGGCAUUUUAGGAGGGAGUUCGUUUUGCCUGAUAGGUUGAAUGUGCUGUUGCUCAAGCACCCUGGCAUUUUCUAUGUUUCCAAUAAGUAUCAGAUUUACACUGUGCUUCUCAGAGAGGCGUACGUUGGGUCUCAGCUUGUGGAUAAGGAUCCUUUGGUGGUUGUGAAGGAGAUGUUUGGGGAGUUGAUGCAGGAGGGGCUUCAUGAGUACAAUCAGAGGCGUCGCCUUUUCAAUCUGGAAAAGAGGAGGAAGACAGGGAUUCCAUUGAUUUGUGUAGAUGGAGCAAAUGGUAGAAGGAGAAAUCACGAAGUUGAUGAGGACAGUGAUGGUAGUGGUGGAGAUAGUAAGGUGGGAGGGUUGUUUGACCCUGAAGAAAGAAAACGGUUUUAUAGAGUUCUUUUUGAUGAUGAUGUUUCUUGA